UUUCCGGCAAACUUGCGUGGGCAAUUUCGCGUUGUGUAACAAACCUUACCUUUCUUUGGAUACUAUAUAAAACGGAUUCCGUGGUAGUUUCUAGUGUUAAGGCGGCGAUUUGCUUGGGAAAAACAGCGCGGGGAGGAAAUGGAGCACUCGGUGAAGGUCAUACGAGAUGUAGGGUGCAAAUCAUUGCGAAAAAUGCUAGUGAGCUGCCAGUUCAGCGAAAAUCAGUACAACGAACGUUAGUAAGUAUCUUCGACGAUAGGAAAAUGGAAAGCUCUACAUUGUACCUGGUAUCCCCCGCAAAUACUACGUUCGCGUCGAGGGAUGCUGAUCACAUUUUUCAAGGGUCUACCGCGCAGUCUAUAAUAUUCAACCAGAGCCACAAGUCAGUGAAGGACCUCGUUUUCAAUGGAACUGGCUAUUACAUUGACGACGAAGGGGAAUCAAUGUUUAGCGAUAUCCAGACUUUGAUCCUGGCUUGUUUGGCGACCCUCGCACCCUUGAUCGUCUUACUUUUCACCGUUUUUGGAAUUAGGAUACUGUGGAUGAAGUACAAGAAGCGAAAAAAACACGCCCAAUACGAUGGCAUGCUACGUAGAGAAGAAACGUCGGAGUCUGUAUCGCGGCCGUUGCACACCCAUCUGAUGAGCGACAAGGGUUCUGACGACACCCACUUGGCCAUUAGUACCGAAGAAGUACUGGUUUGUGAAGAUACUCAAACCAGCGGCCAUCGUAACGCAAAUGGAAGUAUAAUAACCAUGACACUAAAGAACAACCACUUAAUAGUGGAAACCGAGGAGAGAAACGACAUCGAAGAAGAUAGCAGGGAAACAACAAUGAGAUACUCCCCGAGUGCGAGGGAUGGGGUUUUCGUUGUGGAGGUUCAGCAGGGCAGCAGGAGAAGUCCUGGAUCCGGCGGCCCGACAGAAGCAGAAAGAUCAGGAUCGACGAGCGAUCAGUGUGCGUUGAUACACAAUCCACCGGAAAGGUACAGCGACGACGAAACAUUGGAAGAGUGCGACGACAGCGAGUAUUACGUCGAAACUGUUUCUCCGGAGCGUUCGAUAGACCCCAAGACCGGACUGUCUCAGUCCAACACUAGUCUCGGUUCGCUGAGGCAGACUUACUGCUAUGGUAACCAGCAGUGCUACGACCACGGCAGCUAUGGUUACGGGGUUUACGUGGGCUACGCCAACGAAGAACCCGUCAAGAGCGUCGUGGUGACUGCAGCCACCACGAAACCCAAGAUUACAUCCGCCAUCUACAAGAACAAAAGCGCCAGCGUUGAUGUAGCAUCGUUGAGACUUAACGGCUUCAAUGAUAAGAAAAAUAGUAGUCUGGACCACGUAAUGGAGAGCUACGGGUUGGAAGGUUUCGGGUCAUGUGUGUGCAGUGUUAAAAUUGUAGAGGGAGAUGAAGGAAGGAACAGUUAAGGAAAGUUCAAGAGAAGUGCUGGACGAUAGUCCACAAACAAUACGUUACCUGUCUAUGUUGUCGGUGUUAAAACGGUCUUAAAAAUCAAAAAUGUCGUACGCGCUUUUGAAACAGUAUCGUCGGAGAUCAAAAGGACCCCUCACUUUUUUUUUGCAAAAUGGCUUACGGCCAAUUUUAAUACAAAAAUAGUCGUUUUUCUUCCUGUAAGUUGGGUGACGUUGAAUUUUAAUAUUUUUUAAUAAAAACUUUUCUUUCUUGACAAAAUUGUUAUGAGAAACUUUUACUUAUUGUAUGGUCUCAAAAUUUUGAAUGAUAUAAGGUGUUUUAAAUUACGGGGAAAUCCCUGGAGUAUAGAAACAUAUACAUAUAUAAAUACAUACCUUUGUACAAUGUUUAUUUAAGUUUUCAAAAAACUUCCACAGGCUACAGUGACAU
This is a messenger RNA of Cylas formicarius (sweet potato weevil), 1866 nucleotides long. RefSeq lists its product as uncharacterized. The transcript is spliced from 6 exons. Bases 264 to 1430 code for a protein of 388 amino acids. The record is from RefSeq and is a predicted model, not a curated record. NCBI's taxonomy places the organism in Eukaryota, Metazoa, Arthropoda, Insecta, Coleoptera, Brentidae.